UGAGAGUUAAUCUUGAAAAGGACAUAAAAUUAAUUGUUUGAAUUAUUAAAAGUUAUAAAAGCGAUAAUGGAUUUAGAUCCCGUCGAUAUAUGUCCAAAACCGGCAGUAUACCGAAGAAGCAAUAGUCGUGAAUACCAUUUAUGUUUUUGGGCUACUUUUAUUACUACAAUACUUACAAUAUUAUUUUUCCUUACUGGAGUUUACUACGACGUAGUAUCCUUUAAGGAUUUUAUUGAAACUGGAGCAACUUAUACUGAACUGAGAAGUAUUAGAUACGAACUGAAAUACUUAAAAAAUAAAUUGAACAAAAUUGAAAUUAACCGAAAGAAAUGUGAAAGGCAGCUUUCAACAUCUUACUUGGAAAAUGAAUUUAUCAUUGAUAAAAAGAUAUCAGAUGCCUUAGAUGUUUACGAUUCAGACAAAAUUGGACUAUAUGAUUAUGCUGCUUUAUAUGCAGGAGGAUCAGUGAUUUCGACUCCUAAUACUUCUCCUUAUUUAGUAGAACAUGCCACCAUAUUUCUCAUAAAUAUGAACUUUCUGUCUGAUCCCAAAAGUAUUUUGCAACCCACUACCUUACCAGGUAAUUGUUUCGCAUUUGAUGGUACAGAAGGAAGAGUCCGAAUAAAGUUGGGCAGAAAAAUUGAAAUUAAGGCCGUCACCAUGGAACACAUUCGGCUAGAUGUAGAUAGAAGCAGCGCACCGAGAGAGUUUCAUGUAUAUGGUCUUGCCCAUCAAAAUGAAGAAACGCCCGAAAUUUUGGGAACAUUUACAUACCAGCUCACUGGGAGACCCUAUCAAACUUUUCAAAUCAUCGGCAAUGAUACCAAAGCUUUUGAAAUUGUUGAACUACAUAUACUUAAUAAUUAUGGAAAAGACGAAUACACAUGUAUCUAUAGAUUUAGGGUCCAUGGUAAUUGUACAGAAAACUAAUUUAUUUAUUAAGUUUUAAUAGAAUAGGUUGUAAAAAAGCAAUAAAUUUAGAGUUCUUUGUAAUAAAUAACGUGAAAAAAAAAACGAAAUAUAAAGAAAUAAAUACACAGAAAUUAA
Messenger RNA from Diabrotica balteata, 1047 nucleotides. The record is from the annotation of a GenBank genome assembly. NCBI's taxonomy places the organism in Eukaryota, Metazoa, Arthropoda, Insecta, Coleoptera, Chrysomelidae.